ACCCUCUUACCAUUUGAUUUUAUCCCCCCAAACGAUCCCUCACUAUGUCUCCUACCAAGCUGGGUGUCUUUGCCCACCUGGCGCUGGCCGCCAGCGCCGUGCUCAUCCCCUCGACAAUGACGGCCGAGGACCUGGGCGAUGACCGCGCUCUGGAAACGUUUGCGAUGACGCCCUCGAAGCGGUCGGUGGCGCUCGAGUGUCCAGAAUGCUCUUUUGCAACUGUCGAGGGAAAUGCGCUCACGUGGAAGCUUAAUGCGGGCAACACGUUUCGCCUCGACUUUGAUGUCGGACCGGACGAGAACACACUCAACCUGGACAACAGCCAAAUCUACCCGCCUUCGAUCAGCCUUGCCUUUCAACCGCACUAUGUCACACAGGUCGACCCUUCGUCGGAAGAGGGCGUACGCUUGCGCAUAACAGGCUUCGAGUUUGAACUGAACGGCGCAGAGACCAUUUCGGAGGAGGGCACCGAGCUACUGCCCAUGAUGCUCAAGAUUUCGUCGAUUGAGAACAUGCCCAUGAACCCUCCUUCGCUCCAGAUCAACGUGCUCAAGGACUCGCAGGGCCGUCUCAUGAUUGCGUCGUUCAACAAGGCCGAGCCCAGCCAGGCUGUACCGUCGGACAAGGACUGCAACGAAUGGCCCCUGUACUGCAAGUGGAAGAGCAUCAUGGCCGAUCGUCUUGAGCGUCUCAAGCACAUGGGCAAGCCUAGGCCCAACUGCCACAUGCGACCUCACGGCCAUAUGGCGUCCGAGAUGGCGGGUAAGCCUCCGCACCGCAUGCACCACGGCAUGGGCCACCACGACAUGGGUCACAGCCACGGCCGCCAUGGCCAGCACCACCACCACCACCGCUUUACUAUGUUUAUUCGCCGCGCUUUCUUUACCAUCUUCGUGCCUAUUCUCAUUGGUAUCUUUGCCGGUACUCUUACCUACCUCGUCGGUAUGGCGCUUGGAUGUCUCAUUGCCAUGACUGUUGCCAAGUUCCGCGGCCAGCGCUACCAGCCGAUUGCGCUUAGCGAGGAUGACGUCGAGGACAUUGAGGAUCUAGAGGCACAGGAGGACGGCGAGAAAGAGGAGUAUGCUGAGCUUCCGGCAUACGACGCGCCUCCCGUGUACGAGGACGCUGCCGACAAGACUGCUGACGAGACCAAGUAGAUGGAGUCGAAGAUUGGAGCAGAGGCGUAAAGGAGGAAUGCGACGCCUGGGUGUUGACGGAUAGACUGUACCAGCGCUUUCGGUCUUUUGUUUGGUAGACAUUUUGGAUAGCUAGCACGCGAAUGGAUUCCUUUGUCUAUGGCUACUGUGCAGUACGGUGUUGAUGGGGUGUGUAUGCUGGAGGCGAUUGAAUGUACGUGCUGUUUGUGGAAAUUGGUUGAAUGUGCAUUGCUGGAGUAUGGCGUUGAUGAGUGUGCUCACAUUUGGUCCGGCUCAGGCAGAAGGUUGCAGACGGUACUUGGUGUGAGAGAG
Messenger RNA from Exserohilum turcica Et28A, 1469 nucleotides. RefSeq lists its product as uncharacterized. The record is from RefSeq and is a predicted model, not a curated record. The transcript has 2 exons. Bases 45 to 1157 code for a protein of 370 amino acids. Lineage: Eukaryota; Fungi; Ascomycota; Dothideomycetes; Pleosporales; Pleosporaceae.